AUGAAUUCCCUUGAUCUAAACCUACCUGAAAACUACUUCAGCUUAGACCUCUUGCAUGAUUCUUCGAAUUCUUCAUCUUCGUCUUCUUCUUCUUCAUCAAGCAACCGCGAGCAACGAGUUUUCUCAUGCAACUAUUGCAGUAGAAAAUUUUAUAGUUCACAAGCACUUGGAGGCCACCAGAAUGCUCACAAGCUGGAACGCACCUUGGCUAAGAAAUGCAGAUACCUGAACUCAGGAGUUAAACUCUGGGAGCAGAUAUCAAGGUCUGGUUCCGAUGGUUCAACCCAUGUUGGUUGGGUGCAGCCACCCUUCCUGAAUCAGGGACAGGUUGGGAGGAGAGACAUGGACUAUAUGUAUAGUGGUGAGAGUGAGACUGUUCAAGAAGAUUUUCAUCAGCUGGAUUUAUCUCUCAGGCUUUAA
Helianthus annuus (common sunflower) is the source of this 420-nucleotide messenger RNA. Its product is annotated as zinc finger protein 2. The coding region runs from base 1 to 420 and encodes 139 amino acids. The record is from RefSeq and is a predicted model, not a curated record. NCBI's taxonomy places the organism in Eukaryota, Viridiplantae, Streptophyta, Magnoliopsida, Asterales, Asteraceae. The transcript has a single exon. Gene Ontology annotation, biological process: negative regulation of abscisic acid-activated signaling pathway.